Protopolystoma xenopodis is the source of this 417-nucleotide messenger RNA. Lineage: Eukaryota; Metazoa; Platyhelminthes; Monogenea; Polystomatidea; Polystomatidae. The record is from the annotation of a GenBank genome assembly.
AUGGCAUUGCUCGCCUCGAAGGCGAUGAGUCAUUUCCGUACCAUCUCACUCAUCCUGCCCCUCUGGCUGGGUCUGCCCUCUUCAUUACAGACCACACAUCAACUACACACUAUCACCCCCAUGCCCGGGUUUAGAACACACUCAUUCUCAUUGUCGACCGGUCGCUUCGUGGCACACAACCGAACCAACCGUCAGACCUGCCACACUCCGCCUUGUCACCUAAAACCAGGUGACUCAACCUACACUAGUCAUACGACAAUGCCCACGUUUUUGGGAAAGGUAAAAUGUGUGAAGAUUGGAGUUCUUAGAUGCGGGCUGAUUGGCAAUCGUCGAGAUGACUUAAUUUUCGAGUUGAAAUUGGCGGCCUUUCCAGAGGAUGAUGGUGGAUUCCGCCUAGACACAUGUUGUUUGGUUUGA